Molecule: messenger RNA, 2337 nt
Organism: Closterium sp. NIES-67
Lineage: Eukaryota; Viridiplantae; Streptophyta; Zygnematophyceae; Desmidiales; Closteriaceae
Source: the annotation of a GenBank genome assembly
AUGGUAAUCAGAGCCACAAUGGCUCACGCCACCUCUAGUCGAUCCUAACUAGCACGGCCCUAAGCCGUCCCUCCUCGUCCUCGAAGCCUAGCCAUUGCUUAGGCUACACACCGCGCCGUCCGUGCGCCCUCUCCCGCCGCGCUCUCCUGUCGCGCUCUCCCGUCGCGCGCCUUCUAUUGCGCCUGCUCCCCCUUCCGUCGCGCACCUCCUGCCGCACUUGUCGACACCUUUCCGCCCGUCGAUUCCUCCUUGCACGGCCUGUCACCGUGCCCUCCCGAUAUGCACCCUUCGCCUUCGCGCGCGGCCGUUCGUUGCCGCUUCCGCCGUCACGCGCGGACGUUCGUCGCCGCUUCCGCCGUCACGCGCGGCCGUCCGUCGCCAUUUCCACUGUUGUGUGUGGCAGUUUGUUGCCGCUUUUGCCGUCGCGCGCAACCGUUCGUCGCGCCCUCCCCCGCUGCCCGAAAACACCGCGGCCAAUUGGCAUUCCUAUGCCCAAACGGUCACGAUGCUUCUCUCCUCGGUGAUGGUCAACGGCUACAAUCCGAAAGCCGUUGUCCAUCUCGAGGAGCGCGGUCUUCAGCCUGCCCAGCAGGAUGCUCCCGCGUGCCCUGCACCUCCUCCUCCUGGUGAUGCUCCUGUCAGCUCCGGCCCUCCAACCUUCGCCCAUGACGUGAACGACCCUCAGAGCUUGAUGACUGCCAUCCGCACCUACCGCGCCGGCCUCACCAACCAUGUCCGCCCGUAGCUGAUCUACGAGGCUUCCCGCGCCGAGCAUGCCAUCGCCAUUGUCGCCUACGACAUGUACUAGGCAACGCUCACGGAGUACGCCAGGCUUGAGGCCACAUACAUCACCGACAUCGCCGCCUUGUGUGUCGCUGCUCGGCGCGCGCUCACCAUCCUCCUCGCCACCAUUCCUCCCACGCUCAAGCGGGAGCUUGCUCCCACCUCCUCCUCCCACCUCCGGCGGCUCCUCACCAAUCUCUAUGAUUGGCAGGACGUCGCCAGCCCUCUACUCCCCCAUCAAGAAGUUUCAGAGCCUCACCAAGGACUCUACCACCGGCGCAGUUGCCUUCACGCGUCACGCCCUCGACCUCGCUCGUCAUCUGGCAGCUCUUGGUGUGCCAUACCCAAUCCCUGUGCUUUGCUGCCACCUCCUUGAAGGCUUGAAUCCUGCCUUCGACACCCACAAGAUCGCCUACAUGCAGCUGAUCGAAAGCGCAUUAUCCCGGCUGAGGCCGCCCAGUGGAUCAUCACCACUGAGGCCAACCUCUUGUGCCAUUCCUCCUCCACCGCCAUGGUUACUCACCAGCGCAACAGCAGGGGAGGGCGUGGGGGUGGGCGUAGCGCUGGUCGUGGUGGUGGUCGUGGUGUUAGUGGCGCAGGACGUGGUGCAGCAGCCGCCUUUCCUCCUUGUCAGUGUCUCCCUCUCUAUGGCCCCACACGCGGCAAUUCCGGCACCCCCCCUCGCUGGUCCUCCCUCUCUCCUCGCCCCACUCCUCAGGAGGUUUGUACUUCCCUCUCUACCAACCCGGCUCCUCCCCCUUAGCCCACCAGGCCAUCUCUCAGCAGCAGCAGUAGCAGCAGACUCCGUAGCAGACUCAGCAGCAGCAGUUUCAGCCGUAGCAGCAGCAGCAGUAGUUCCAACAGCAGCAGCAGCAGCAGAGGCAGCAGUACCUCCUCACCCAGUUGCAGCAGCAGUAGCUCCAGCAGCUCCAGCAGCAGCUUGACCUCCAGUCGCAGCUCCCCCUUGCACCCCCUCCUAUGGCUCCCCCAUAGCAGCCCUAUCCCGCCUGGACCGCCGGCAGCUCAUCUCUCCGGCGCGUCUCCUGCGUCCUCCGCCACAGGCCACUGGUUUUGUUGGCAUGAGACUCUUGGCUCCCUACUCAAAUCAUUCUUUUCUCCUCAAAGCUAGUUCCUACAACCCUUGUCUCUACUGUUAUGAAAGAACAGAUUCAGCAAUUGUAGAUGUGUUGUCUCCAGGGCUCUCGCUAGCCCUUUUUCACUUUCUAACUAAUCCUACGGGCCCUUCGAGCAACCCUCUGUUAGAAACUGAGUCGCCUACCAUUGAUUUCAAAGGGCACGCCUACUAUGCGACUUCGUAGAAGGGCACAACUUCUCUCUACGGCAGAAAGGGAAACUAACCUGAACCUUGGUGAACCGAACCUAUCUGCGAGAUAAACCUGGUGCACAUGGUCAUAAUUGGGGACAUGAGCAAAAUAGGAGACAGUUAAGAGAACGUUAUGCUGUAGGGUGCUAACGCGAUAUUGUGACAACGUUUGGCAGAGAACGUUCUCGCAUGGUUCAUUGAACUAGCAUUAGGUCUUGCCCUUGUUGUAC